Messenger RNA from Agelaius phoeniceus (red-winged blackbird), 1577 nucleotides. RefSeq names its product microtubule associated tyrosine carboxypeptidase 2 (gene MATCAP2). Lineage: Eukaryota; Metazoa; Chordata; Aves; Passeriformes; Icteridae. The record is from RefSeq and is a predicted model, not a curated record.
AUGCUGGAGUCCAUCUGUGUCACCGAAAAACUUCAUUGGCCUAAGACAGAGCUUUCUAGGAAAUCAGUCCUGAGUCUGGAAGUACACAAGCUGAACAUUAAUAAUGAAAACAGCCUCCAGCAUCCUACUUCUGGCAUCCUUAAGGACAUUUUCACAACAGGGACCAGUAGCUACAACGUCCUUCUGCAGAGCAAAGAGGAGAAAAAACACCACGCUCAGAAGCAGCCGUCCUCGCACCACAAGAAGCACCGGAGAGCCGCCGCCAAGCGCUCCUGCAGCCCGCGGGGCAGCCGCGGGAAGGCGCCGCUGUCGCUGCCGGGCGGGCGGCGCUGCGGGCCCCGGCAGCCGCCGCUGCUCAGCAAUGGCCCCGCGGCCGCCGCCCUCGGCAGCGCCCCGGCCCCGCCGGCCCGGCCCCGGAGCAGAGCUAAGAAGCACUCCAGCCUCGCAAAGCCAAAGCAGGCCCCGGCCUCCAAAGGCCAUGGGCAGCAGGGCGAUGCCGCUGGGCAGAAGCUGUGUUUGCUGACUGCCAUCAAGCCGUCCAACGUGGAGAAAGAGAAGGUGAAGUUUUUCGACUCGGAUUUCACGUACAAUCCUCAGUUUGAAUAUGAAAACCCUGCUCUGCCAAAUGUGUUAGCUAAGCACAGCCAUGCGUCCGACAGAUUUCUUAAGCAGUCCAUUAACAUUAUGAAGCGGACAUUGCAGAAAUAUGGAAGCUAUGAAAAAUUUGAACAGGCCACUGGAGGCAGCUUGCUGACCAAAAGUCGUAUCUGGAAUCACGUCAGGAAGUACAUGGUGAAAGAAGGCUGUCUUGGUGAGAUUGUGGUCCAUCUCACGGAGGACCUGCUGUCGCGAGCCUCCAUGACGGUGGUGAACGGCCGCCCCACUCUGACCAUCAAUGUCUCCACCGCGCGCGAGCACUGGCUGGAGGGCAUGCUGAGACACGAGAUUGGAACUCAUUACUUUCGGGGUUUCAACAACAACAGCCAGCCUUGGUGCAACCGCAAUGGCCGUAGGAAACACGGGUUAAAGCCCAUCAACCCCACGGAAGAGGGGCUAGCGAGCAUUCACAGCGUCCUGUUCCGCAAAGACCCUUUUCUUUGGAGAGCUGCCCUGCUCUACUACACGGUGUACCAGGCAAGCCAAAUGUCCUUCAGUCAGCUUUUCCAGGAUGUGGGCAAAUUUGUCAAGGACCCCAACACUAGGUGGGAUUACUGCGUACGGGCCAAGAGAGGGUGGACUGACACCUCACAACCAGGCUGUUUCAAUAAGGACCAGGUGUACUUGGAUGGCAUCCUCCGAAUCCUGAGAUACAGGGAGUCCAUUGAUUUCCAUCUUCUGACAGCCCUUGGAAAGAUCUCCUAUGAGGACGUGGAUCGCCUGAAAGGAUUGGCUGUGAUUGAGAACAUGAGGGUGCCACACUUUUUGCAAGACCACGCCCGGUACAUGGAACACUUGAAAAAGAUCAUGGAAGUCAAUGAGCUGACUGAUGAGGAGCUCCAGGAUCUCAUAAAUUAACAGUAUUAGACAUCCAUUCACUUACUGUGUGAGCAUGUGGAACUGGACUUCCCAGAGCUUGC